AUGACCAAGUUCACUUUCGCCAAUUCUUCCGAGAAGGUACCCGGUGAUGGGAUCCUCCCCGCCCAGUUCUCCAUCAGAGCGGCCCCUCAAACAGAUGCCUGGUCCAAACCUCCAUCCACAGACACAUUCACUGCGCCAAUUCUAUACCGGAGUGUUCCGUUGAAGUCGUUCAAACGGGUCAGAGUCGCCUUCAACGCAGUCUGGCAGCAAAACUAUGACCAGGGUGGACUCAUCCUUGUCCUCAACGGUGCGGGAGGCACCCGGAAAUGGGUCAAGACAGGCAUCGAACUCACCCGUGGCCGACCUCACCUGAGUACCGUCACCAAAGACAACUGGGCGGACUGGAGUCUGCAGCCUGUCCCGUCAGGAGGUGGAGCGGCGACUCUAGAGCUGGUCCGAGAGUCAGACAAUAGCCUGUGGAUUUAUCUCGUGGAAGGCAUCCAGAAAUCUCCUCUUCGGGAAGUCACCUGGGUGUUCGAGGAACCGGAUGUUCAAGACCUCUGGGUUGGGCUCUAUGCAGCACGGCCUUCGAGAGAGGGGGAGGACCUGGUGGUGAACUUUGGCCAUCUGAUACUCGACACGUCAGAUUAA
Messenger RNA from Aspergillus tubingensis, 591 nucleotides. RefSeq lists its product as uncharacterized. Lineage: Eukaryota; Fungi; Ascomycota; Eurotiomycetes; Eurotiales; Aspergillaceae. The transcript has a single exon. The record is from RefSeq and is a predicted model, not a curated record. Bases 1 to 591 code for a protein of 196 amino acids.